CAAAACUUCGAAUCGUUCGAUUCUCGAGACAGCCUUGAAGAGGAAAGCGGAAGCAAAAAGAAAACGCGACGUAGGAAUUCAAUUCCGGAGCUGGUUGGCGAGGCGAGGAAAUUUAUGUUUGGCAGUCUGGCCAAACGGCUUGAGAAGGCCUCCGAAACGAAAACUGGUAAGGAUCGUCGAGGGACACUCAAGCAAAUCCAAAUGCCAACCUACGAGCUGCCCGACCUGGAGGAGAAUCUUGAUGAAGCCUGUGAUUCUCCACAGGAACGACGCCAUUCCGUCGACACUCCAUUGAGCAAUAAUCCUGAGUUGCUGGUGCUGAACAACUCUACGCCCUCAGUGGAAUUCAACACUAUUGAGCAGAAUCAGGACCUCCACCAGUGGUGGACGAUCUGUUCGAGCUUUGAACAUCGACUGCGAACCCCUGAGAUGGGGUACGCCCUGAGAUGGGAAGGCUGGUCAUUGCAAGCUUGA
Molecule: messenger RNA, 474 nt
Organism: Ostertagia ostertagi
Lineage: Eukaryota; Metazoa; Nematoda; Chromadorea; Rhabditida; Trichostrongylidae
Source: the annotation of a GenBank genome assembly